Drosophila sechellia is the source of this 1794-nucleotide messenger RNA. Its product is annotated as protein spalten. Lineage: Eukaryota; Metazoa; Arthropoda; Insecta; Diptera; Drosophilidae. The transcript is spliced from 5 exons. The record is from RefSeq and is a predicted model, not a curated record. Bases 962 to 1666 code for a protein of 234 amino acids.
GGUGGCCUGGUCUACUGAGCUCCGUUUGGACUGCUCCUCCUCCAGCUACUACUGCGGCCGCUGCCGCUGCUGCUGCGGCUGCAUCCGCCUGCAACCUGCAACACUCACACCACGGCAACAGAAGUAGACGCGUCGCGUUCAGUCCCCGUCCUACGGCCUAACGUCAUGUCGCGUAGUGUUCGGCCGAGUAAAGCAAGCAGACUGCAAGGUGACUGAACCGAUCCUUAACCCAUCACCUUCCUCUCCCACUCGAGUGCCGUGGAUGUGUGUCAAUUAAAAAGUCUCGUCUCAGUGAGUCGCGUGUUUAAUUUGCGGCACGUUCCCCACACACACUCACUAUCAAUUUAAUUAAAACGCCACAGACAGACCCAUAACUACCGCAAAACCAGCCAGCAAACCCACCUAACUGGGCCAAAAACUAAACACAAUACUGCGACCAAGACCCAGCUAAACCGGCCAGAUCAGAAAGAGAUGAAGGCAUUGAUAAGGAAAGAGAUAGUGAGCGGCCAAAACCUAGCCCCGAAAAUCAAUAAACUGAGUCCUUUAACCAAUGCGGUCAAGUGAAUCUGAGUACUUCAAAUUUUGCAUAACGGGAAACCACAUAUUAAUGUCCAACCUCUGGCGGCCGAAAAAUCCCAGGACAUGGCCAACAACUUUAUGAUGGUAACACAAAUGUACCUGCACGCAUGUCCGAAAAAAAGUAACUGGAAAAACUUCACCUACAACGGCCAACAUCAGAGAGAGGAAAUGCUAACUUUGCCACCCACUUGAUGUUAAAUCUGCGUAGAUUUAUCAACUUUGCUAAUUAACAGCGUUUCCUCUUCGCCGCUCGUAGUUUUUUAUCCAGAGGGCCAACCAGAAACUAGUCCAAAAUCUGUUUACACUCCCAACAUGAGCCACUGUUGGCCCACCAGGAACUUGUUAACGGUUUCACUUAUUUCAUCGAGGUCUCAAACACUAAAUGGCUCACAAUUCAACACUGCAGCGCAAAGCGCAGAAUUCUGGGAUGACACCAACGUUUCCACAGCUGGGAAACGGCUGUGGACUUGCCAAGGAGAAAGUUCCCAAAAUGAGUACCAAACGGUUCACCAGACCAUCCAAGACCCAGACAGCAGAGCCAGCACCCAAGGACUCCAUUCACGAUAAUGCGAGAAUAUGCAACUACUUUGAUCUAACCCGGGCUUCCAAAAAUCCGAUCAGAGCUGCUGGAGGAGGAAAUACUCAAGUGGCCCCAAAGUACCAGGUCGCGGUUAGUGUGAGCAACGCACCUGUUCGAUCAACAGUCCCCAGAGCCACUGCUCCAAAUCUGGCUUCAAAGGAGGUCAGGGAUUGUAAGGAAACCAGGGAACUCAUCUUCAAGGAUCUCAAAGAGGCGCGAGCUGCCAUGGAACCAAAGGACUUCAGGCAUGUUAAAGAGCCCAAAGACCAGAAGGAACCCAAGGAGCCUAAGGAACGCAAGGCGCCUAAGGAACCCAAGGAAUCCAAAGAUCUGAAGGGAAAUGUAGCCCGCCAGAACCCCAAUCGCACCAAGAACUACUUCGACAAGUACCUGCAGUUCGCCUUUGAUCUGAGCACUCCCGAUGGUGUCCAGAAACUGGAGGACCACUUUUUUCCGAACCAGAACCGCACUGCCUCUGGCAGCUCAAACUCCAACAGGGAAAAGUAAAUAUUUUCGGAUUUUCCGAAUGCAAAAAUUAUUGUGAUAUUAUACGAUUCCUGGCCAAAUUUGAAGUACUUUUAUUAGUUAACAUUAAAUUUCAGCGGUUGAUUCAUUUGAAAUUCUCGUGAUAACCG